Messenger RNA from Cricetulus griseus (Chinese hamster), 3242 nucleotides. The record is from RefSeq and is a predicted model, not a curated record. Lineage: Eukaryota; Metazoa; Chordata; Mammalia; Rodentia; Cricetidae.
AAAGGGAGAUGGUCUCCAUGUGAUCCUAGGAAGAGAGGAUGCAUAAGUCCUCGGUAAGAAUUGAUUCUCUGGGUACAGUCUGCCAAGGCUGGAGAGAAGCCUGUGCCUGCAGCUGACUGGCUCCAGGAACGAUGCGAAUCCCACCAUUCCUACCUCUCCCCAUGGAGAGCAACUGGGCUGCCUAUUCACUCUCACAGACUUUGUGCCAGAUGCUACUGUGGACAGCUGUGUUAAAUCUUGUUGCUGGGACACAUGGCGAUCUCCCAAAGGCUGUGGUGAAACUUGAGCCCCCAUGGAUCCAGGUGCUGAGGGAAGACAGUGUGACACUGAAGUGUGAAGGGACCCACACACCUGGGAACUCUUCCACCCAGUGGCUCCACAAUGGGAGAUCCAUCUGGAGCCAGAUCCAGCCCAACUACACGUUUAAAGCCUCAAGCAAUGACAGUGGAGAAUAUCAGUGUCAAAUGGGGCAGACCAGCCUCAGCGACCCUGUACAACUGGGAGUGAUUUCCGACUGGCUGCUGCUCCAGACCCCUCAACUGGUGUUUGAGGAAGGGGAGACCAUCAAGCUGAGGUGCCACAGCUGGAAGAACAUAGCCAUGAGCAAGGUCGUAUUCUACCAGAAUGGAAAAUCUGUAAAAUAUCAACAUUCCGUUGGCAGCUUCUCCAUCUCCAAAGCAAAUCACAGCCACAGUGGUGAAUAUUACUGCACAGCGCGUCUAGGAAAGUCACACUACACAUCAAAGCCUGUGACCAUCACUGUCCAAGAACCCAGAUCCAGCAGGUCUUUACCGGUAUUGACAAUUGUGGCUGCUGUCACCGGAAUUGCUGUAGCUGUCAUUGUUAUUAUUCUAGUAUCUUUGAUCUAUCUCAAGCGAAAACAGGCUCCAGCUCUCCCAGGAAACCCUGAUCACAGGGAAAAGGGAGAUACCCUUCCCAAGGAACUAGGUGAGUACAGCGUUCCCUCCGGGGACUCAGUGCCGGUCAGCCCAGGGCCCCCAUGUGGACUGGAGCCAGCAAGCAGCAGCUCUUACAACCCUCCUGAUCUUGAAGAAGCUGCCAAAACCGAGGUUGAGAAUACAAUCACCUAUUCGCUUCUCAAGCAUCCUGAAGCUCCAGAUGAAGAUGCAGAGCCUGAUUACCAGAACCGCAUUUAAUCUCCCUUGUCUAGACUUGGGAUUGGGAAAAGCAAACAGGAAGGCCAGGAUCUAUGGUCUCCUGGUCAAGGGGAUGGUGCAGAUAUUAAGGAGGCCGUGCACAGUCACCUAUAUGCGUCCCCAAACCAACAGACACUACGGUACUGGUCCCCAGUGGUUGACUGGACUAAUAACUUGUAUGACUUACCGCUUCCCAACUCAAGACUCUUCUGCUAUAGAUUCACACAGCCAAUAAAAUUAAUCAACUUACUGUCAUUAACAGAUUGCAGCAACAUGGGAACAACUUAUGCUACAGGCUACAUGAGAACAAUUAUGUUAGGAUACAUGAUCUCAGAGAUGAUAAAAUGGACUUGUACCAACAUGUUAAAAGUCAUGCUUCAGGGUGAUGGAAUUAUAAGGGAUUUUAAUCUUCUUCCUUCUUUUUCUAUAAAGGUCACCUAUUACUUUUAUAGUAAAAUGUUGUAAAAAUAACAUUGUAUUUACUUUUUCAAGGCUGAGGUGAUUGGAGUGUAGACUGAGCUCUCUUAAGUUUGAUGCUCUUCUGUGAGAAGAAUCUUGGGGAGAUGCGCUAGUUUUUCCUGGGGAGACAAGCAUCUCAGGCAGGGCACUCAUGACAAAUAAUGGUUAUACCUAAGUCUAGUUUGGUGAGUUUAUUGGGCUUAUUUAUGGGAACAUGGGUGAGGGGUUCCUUACAGAGGUAUGGGUACUUCCUUGCAGGGGUGUGAAUGUCUUUAAAACAGCAGUCUUAGCACAGAUGACAACUUCUUUAUAGUUGCAUAGCUGGUGCCUCGACCCCCUUCAGUUAGUCGAUCUUCCUCAAACUGUCAAUCCUUCUGCCUCUGCCUUCAGAGCUCCACAAUGACAAGAACGCACUAUCCACCACACCUGGCCUGGUAGUAAUGGAUAGGAGGGAGGGGACGAUAGACGGUGAUUUGGAGGAGUAGAGGACCAGGGCUUCUCUGCUUCAACCUGACAGCUCUUCCAGGGAUCGAGUCUUCCUGUUUCCUCCCCUUCUUCUCUUUUCUCCCGUGACAAGCAGAAUGAUCAUUCCGUUUUGUAGCAUGAGUUCUCAGGAAGCCAAUCUUCAGGUGAAUGCCCAUGGGAACCAGAGGAUGACCUUGAACUCCUGAUUCUCCUGCUUCCACCUCCUAACUGCUGGGAUGAUAGGCAUGUGCCACCACACAAAGCUGGCAUAUAUGUAUUUUUUUAAUUGAUCACAUUAUAUAUUUUUAUAUGUUCACAAAAUCACUCAGGUAGAAAUUUAAGCUUGCUGUAACCACGUAAGUUCAGAGUACAGAGGUAUAAGGCAGAAGUUCUCUGUUGUCCUCAUUCCCCUUAAAUUUGUUCUUUCUCUCUCUCGCUCUUGAAUAACCACUGUUGUAGGUUUGGUGUACAUUUGGAUUUUUGUAUGGAUAUUUAACAUAGUUUUUGGAAAGCCUAUGUAUGGCACCAUACUUUACACAUGAUUAUAUUGUUCACUGCUUUGUUCAACAAGAUGACUGGUGAUUGCUAGAUGUUGGCCUGGCUCAAGUUUCAUCGAGAGUCGCUGUCUCAAAGGACUAAGAGAGAAAGAGAAGAACACCCCAUGUUUUCCUUUGACAUCUGCACACCCGUUUAUAGGCACAUUUCCCAUGUGUGUGCAUCCAACAGACACACAAAUAAAAUAGACAAUAACCCUCUCUCCAGAAUUUCCGCUUUGAAAUUCCUGAUAACCAAGACACGUUGCAUGGAUCUUAGUGGUUCAGUCCAAAUACAUGAACAAACAAGGUUGUUUGACACCAGGGAGAAUGCAUCUACAAGUCUUGUAUUCCUAAUGUAUACCCUUAAGUAAAAGCCUUACAUGCCCCUUGAAUCUAGUGAGUUCUUUCUCAUAUCCUCUUUAGCAAGGCCUCUCCUGACCACUGAUAUUACUUCAUUCUUAUUUUCUCCGUGUUACAGUGUGGGUAAUUAUGUAUCUUCUUGUUUAUAUAUUCUCAUGUAAACUAAAAUGUAAGCUCAAUACAGUCCUCUUUUCACUAAUUAUUCACUAAUGCAUUCCAGAGACCAGAACAAUGCAAUAUAUUGUUGAAUGAAUUAAUAAAUAAA